AUGUCCUCAGGUAACGUUCCAAAAGAUGCGGUUACCCAGGAGGUCAUACCUCCAGGUCCUCAAGAACCUUUGAGAAUUGUCAUUGGCAGUGACAGUGCUGGCCACGAAUACAAAACUGCACUCAAAGCAGAGUUGGAGAAGAAUCCUGCCGUCUCCAAGGUUCUCGAUGUCGGUGUGGGGGAUGCUCAUGACAGCACAGCUUACCCUCAUGUUGCGGUAGACGCAUGCCAAAAGAUCACUGCGCGCGAUGUAGAUAGAGCCCUCCUUAUCUGCGGUACCGGCCUUGGUGUCGCCAUCUCAGCAAAUAAGGUCCCUGGUAUUCGAGCGGUGACAGCGCAUGAUCCAUACAGCGUUGAGCGCUCAGUCCUUAGUAACGAUGCUCAAGUCCUCUGCUUCGGGCAGCGAGUCGUGGGACUGGAGUUGGCUAAGAUACUGGUCAAAGAAUGGGUCAAGUUGAGGUUUGACCCAGGAAGCGCUAGCGCUGAGAAGGUAAAAGAAAUCAGUGAAUAUGAACAGACGCUCCAAGCGGGGAAUGGAGCCAAGGGACCUUGA
This is a messenger RNA of Endocarpon pusillum Z07020, 552 nucleotides long. Its product is annotated as ribose 5-phosphate isomerase. The coding region runs from base 1 to 552 and encodes 183 amino acids. Lineage: Eukaryota; Fungi; Ascomycota; Eurotiomycetes; Verrucariales; Verrucariaceae. Gene Ontology annotation, biological process: carbohydrate metabolic process. The record is from RefSeq and is a predicted model, not a curated record. Gene Ontology annotation, cellular component: intracellular anatomical structure. The transcript is spliced from 2 exons. Gene Ontology annotation, molecular function: isomerase activity.